AAGAGAGAGAGAGAGAGAGGAAGGAAGGAAGGAAACAAACCGGAAGCAGCAACAGUAGUAGUUUCUGACUGAACACUAAAGAAUCUUUGCUGAUCACAGUCAUGGAGCGAGGUUUGCCAGAAGACGAUUAUGAUUAUGGUUGGGAUGAUUGUGAUUAUAGUUGUGGCGAUCAUUGCGUUGACGCACGCCUAGGACGGCUGACCGCAGAAGAUGACGGAGCAUUUUAUAUUGAACUGGAGGGUGAAGCUAUUGAAGAGAUUGAACAGUUGACGCUUGGUUCCCGGGACAUGAACAAGGCACUCUGUGCCUUCCCAUCAAUGAGUGUCGAUGAUAAGAUUCUACAGUUUCAUCUACUUCUCACAGCUAUAAUGAAAAAGGACUUGAUGUGCCAGAUAGGUCAAGUGCAGUACCUCCUCAUGUUACACUACUUUGUUACGACACUCUGCGUCAGAAGCAGUGAACAGGAUCUGCUUGAAGCCACGAUGCAAAUUAGAACAAUUGAAAAAAUAGCUAAGACGAAGCCUGAAUGCCAGAGUUUGUUGUAUGUGGCCUAUCAAGUUGCAGGCUAUAUGAGCUACAAACAAAAUAGGUUUGAUUGUGCCAUACAAUUGUUUAACAAAUCUAAGGAAGAAUUUGAAAAAAAAACCCCAACCAUAGAAUGGACCGAUGUGGUACUAAAAGCAGAAGUCAUUAAACCUGAGAAUUUUAAAGCGGAAACAAAUAAAUACAUUGAGAAGUGCACUGAUCAUCCUGGUCCUAUAGCAAGAUGCCAAUAUUCAUAUUGUGAGGGAUACUACAAGAGGGAAAUCUAUCCAUCUGACCCCGACUACAGGGGCUAUGUCAAGCUUUUCUGUGACAAAAAUUGUAAAAUGCAAUAUCAUACCACCUGUUGGAAACAGUUCAAGCAGCAUGAAUACGGUGGGCAACCGAAUGUGUAUUUCUGUUCAACGCAAACUGUUUGUAGUGGUAGUGGUUGUGAAGGUUUCAUCGUAAAGCUUAUCAUUCAGAAAAGUGGGAAUGUCCCGUGUAAAGUGAUUGAAGUGGCGGGUCCAGAUGUGCCGCCACAACCUCCAGCUGUGAGGAGUGAACCGAUGGAAUCCGGUGAAGACCAAGAGGGAUCCAGUGAACGCCAAGAGCCGACGACCGUUGAGAUGGCAAAGGAAGAAAUCCAUCCACCAGUCAAAUGUCGCCUAUUUCAAGAAAUUACUCGGAACAGGAAGUUGAUUGAAAACGCAAUGGGUGAUAUAGGGGACUUAUCUGAACUGUUGAUUGAGUAUAACAUGAAGGACUUUGCCAAGGGGAUUUCUACUGAAGUGAUUGUGGACCAUGUUCUGGAGUGGAACUGCAAUUUUAAGAUGCGUCACUUCCUAAGCCUGUUCAUGGAACUGAAUCCUUCUCAUCACUCCGAACUUUUGAAAUGGUUGAUGUACAUCUUGGAAUUGAGUGAUCAGUGUAGUUUAUACUUCUUAUUUGGUUACAAAAGAAACAUAACUCAAAUCCUUAAUGGAGCAGGAGACCUCACCGUCAACUUGGCGAAGAAGCUGCUUUCAAGGAAAGCCGUAAGUCCAGAGGAGUUCAAGGUAUUACUUGCCAUUCCGCCUGACCAAAGACCAGAGACGUUAAUACAGCAAAUGAGCACCAACAAGGUGCUGAGACAGGUUGGAGAGCUGGUGUUUCUUCUGGCUGAAGAGCAAGAUGUGAUUCCCGAACUGAAGCUUUUAUUUCAGGAGUUUGACCAGGAGUUUGACAAGUUCAACAAAGACAGUAUUCCUAAUUUUGGAAAUGCUUCCCCCAUGGAUUCAUUUUGCACGGACAUGGAUUAUUCGUUGUUCUACCGUCUUCUUCAUCUGAUCAUCAUAAAGGGCACUGAGGUCCUCCUGCAGAUAUUCGAUCGGGCAGUACCACCUCAGGCACUGAAGAGGGAACUGCUGAAAAAUAAACGUCUUUUAGAGCCUUACCAUAAGGUUGGUUCCAAGACCACGGUGGAUGCCGGUGAUUGGGGUUUACUGUACCCCCCCAACAAUGAGCAGCCCUCCUCACAUACCUUUGACAUCACGUUGCUGGCAUCGCUCAUGAGACACUUGAAGGUCCUUCCUGCACCACGGAGAGGCUGGGCCAACGAGCUGUCGCCCAAUGACCACAGCAGAGGUGCCGCCUUGUUGCACCUCUGCCGCAUGCGGAGUAGACUGCUCUUCGAAACUCUCAACACCGGCAUCAAAGAGUCCGAGUUUGCCGUCAUGUGGGACAGGAUCACAGAGAUCUUGAUGGACCUGGGGGCAGAUAAAGACGAGCUGCAAGAUCUGAAGAGUUUUCCCAUCGAAGGCCUGUGGGAGGAUCAUCACCGACUGGCUGGUUACCUGGGCAGACCGGUGGCUGACGUAAUGCAUCUGCUCCUGUCGCUUGUUCAGCAAGGAAUGACCACACAAUCAACAGAGGCGACUGCACCACCAACUAGCACUGUUUUAUCCGCACUUCCUCCUCCACCUGACAUAAAAGAAAAAGUAAAUUACUCGGGGAGUCCAGUAGACGAUGAUCACUCAAUGGUGUUAAUAACCAAAACAAAGUCAAAGAAGAAAAAGAAAAGGUCUAAAAGUAAAAAGGCUAUAGUGCAGGAGGAUGAUCAUCACACAACACAAGCCGCUGGUUCUACUGAGCAUGAGGCCCUAUCGACCCCUGUGCAGGAAGACCAAGCCAUUCAGGUGGCAAGCAGCGCCUGUCACGUGGCUACAUCGGGAGUGGUUCCCAUCGACUCCUCGCUCUUGCCUCUGCCCACCGCGACCCAUCCCACUGCUCCCUCUUUGACCAGUGAGGGGGUUAACCACACCUACCACAGUGAUGGCGAGCAGGAUGGUGUUCCCACGCACAACAACAAGCCCAAUGCGGAUGGGGAUUUAUUCCCACAGGAAGCCAUUGCCAAAUCACAGGGCGACGUUGGGCAAAACAGCAAAGGAGAUUCCAAAAUCAAACAAAAAUUGAAUGAUCUAGAAACUGAAAACAAUGAUCUUAAGAAAAACUUGGAGUAUUUGAUGAUUCAGUACAAGAAAGAGCAAGAGCAAAGAAUGUUUACGGAGAGGCUGUGUACUCAGGUCCAAGAAUAUCAACAGCUGGAAAUGUCUCGAUUAAAGCAACAACUUCAACGGAAAGAAGAGGAAAUAAAGAAAAUCAAUGUACAGUUUGCAACUGAAAGGUCCCUGUGGAACAAGGAUAAAGCCAGGCUGGAAGACGUGUCUGCAAAAAACAUUGUCAAGUUGGUGGAGGCAAACAAGCGUGCGGUGGCUGCUGAGGUGCUGUUUCAGGAGAGUCUGCGGGACAACGGCCUCUUCCAACUGCGGCAGGCAGAGCGGGAUUGUGCUGGACAGCUCAGGGCAGCAGAGGCCAACAUGGCCGGGAAUCCCACUUCAGCUUCUGCCUGUGCAAGCGUUGAAGGAUGGCAAGCAAUUGUGGCUGAUAUCAGAAACAAGAUAGAUUUUACAAAGAGCCAGUUUGAUGAGCAGAUAGGUUGGUUGAAGAAUGGGACUAAGCUGAACAUGCUUCCACAAGUAAUGAUCCCACCACCACCUCCCCAUCCUGAUGCAGUGAUGAAGCACUUCCUGGAACAACAUUUACAAACCAAAGCCAACUAUCUUCGGGCUGGGUCUGGACAGACCGACUCUGGUAAUGGAAGGCCCACCAUUGUGGCAGGACAGCCUGAGGCCUCUACAUCCGGACAGGAACAGAUUGAAGCAAGCACCCCAGUAUCCAAGCCUGCAGCACCCUGGCACACUGGAGGAGCGGCUCAGGUCGUGGCCGCAGCCGGAGGGAGCCGUGCCAAGAACAGCUUUGAAAGGAUCAUGGAGAAGCUGUCGACAUCCUACCCACAAUUUACUCGAAACGUAUUAACCGAAUAUCUGAAGGAGGUACGACAGUCCAAUGGGGGAUCCCUCUCCGGACUAUCCUACGAUGAAAUUAUACAUCGAGUCGCAUGCUUAGUGGAAUCCAGACUCCCAGAGAGCAAUAACAGAGGAGAGAAUAAAUCGCCUCAGACGUCAGUGUGGCGUACAUCUAAACAAGGAUUUCAACCCUGGGAAGGAGCCACAGCCCUGAGUGAAGAUCCCUGUGUCAUCUGCCAUGAGGACCUUACAGCAGAAGCCAUGCUGUGUUUACCGUGUGCCCACAAGUUCCAUGCCCAGUGCAUUGGCCCGUGGCUGAAUGAACAGAGAACCUGCCCGACCUGCAGACUGCACGUUGUGCUACCACAAGAGUUCCCACACCUUCCCAGCAGAAAGAUGGCUCCACUGUGAGGGAGCCGAGAGUCCGAUACGCUGGAUCGUCCAGGCCACGGGCUGGGCUCACCUUCUGCUCCCCGACUUCACCAUGUGGCAAACGUCUAACGUGAAACAGGCACAGACCUGCAACGCUGUCCAGCGGUGAGGAGGUCGUGCCAGAGUUAUACCUGGGAAAGCCAGCCACAAGGGGCACAGCUUGGCUUACAGCUGGGGUCCACGGGUGCUGGAGGAGAGAUUUGGUGGUAGGUGUUGAAGGGAUUCAGAGCUGGGCUUUAGUCUCUGAGGGGGGAUGUUCAUGCCUUUUAAGAGGAAAACAGUGUGUGUGAAAUUUAUCUUUCUCAAGUUUUUAAAAAUAUAUCCCUAGUAAUUGGAGUCGCCUCUUAAGUGCGCCUCUCUGGGCUAUUAAAUUGAUCAUAAAUUAUGAGAAUAGGUUGAUGUUGAAGUGUAUGGUGCAGAAAUCAAAGUUGUCAGAAGGGGUGGAGGGAAAAUAUUUGGGAUUUAUAUUAAAGAGUUAUUUAUAAAAA
Molecule: messenger RNA, 4789 nt
Organism: Amblyraja radiata (thorny skate)
Lineage: Eukaryota; Metazoa; Chordata; Chondrichthyes; Rajiformes; Rajidae
Product: E3 ubiquitin-protein ligase DZIP3
Exons: 32
Coding region: 102-4280 (1392 amino acids)
Biological process (GO): protein polyubiquitination
Cellular component (GO): cytoplasm
Molecular function (GO): ubiquitin-protein transferase activity; RNA binding; polyubiquitin modification-dependent protein binding
Source: RefSeq, a predicted model, not a curated record